AUGUUCAAAAUUCUCGAGAUCAAACUCAUUGAAAAUGAGUCCUUUGAGGCAACUUUGGAGUUUGGAAUUCGCUUGGUGAUGCCGUGGAAUGCCGUUCUGGGAAACUACUUGAGUGUGUGCAGGGUCGUGGUUGCUGACGAUGACACAUUCCCGACAAACAGGAACCAUGACCUCCUUCGCAGAGACAGGGCUGCAGAAAUACAUCCUAUGGUUCUUUGGAAAGAGUACUUGAGGAUGACAUUGAAGGACAAGAAUGUGCGCAAGGCAGCCACCUAUAACCUUCUCACGGAUCAGGUCAGGAAUUUUUCAUACUUGUGGCAGGUAAUGCUUACAAAGUACUUGAUCGACCAAGUUCUGGCAGACGAGAUCCAACCAUUCUUUACAGACCCAAUGAUGCCGAAAGGAAGGGAAGAGCGUGUUUGGGUCACUCUGGGCCUUUCUUUCGUGCCCCAUGCCGUAAUGCUCUUGUUGAAUCGGAUGAAGGCGGAACGGCGUAUACAAGGAAUGGUUGUGAAUCAGCUGCAAGGCCAGCAAAUUUUGAAAUAUUUGAAUUACAACGAGACGUCUCGAGAAUAUGUGUCCACGUCGGAUCUGGCAAUGGCCAUCACACGUGAUGUGCCCGAGCUGGUGGAGCAUGGUUUCAUGGGCAUCUUCCAGCUGGUGGAGAACCUUGGCUUGGUGCUGGUCCUUGGAGUUCUGAUGCUCGCGCAAAGCACUGAAAUAUCAGCUUUGACUUUCAUACUGUUCUUGCUGAUUCCUAUAGCAAUGUUGAUAUUCAUCUAUAUCCGCCAUCCAGAAACCGAGCGUCGAGAUCGGCUAGUGUUUCGUCGGCAGACGGAGAUGUUGAUACUGGUUCAUCAAGUGACUGACAACACACGGCUGAUUUGCGACUACUUUCAAAAGCCUCAAACCAUUGUAGGCUUCAAUGACAGAGUGGCUGCAUGCAAUCGAGCGACAACUUUGGCAACCAUGUUUAGGGUGACCAAUCAAGAAUUUGCCCCAUUUAUGACAACCAUUGUCAUAACCGUGUACGUUGCUUCUUCUUACUCAGCCGUUGUUGACAAAGUAAUCACCAUCGGCGAGUUUCUGACCUUUGUUGCUGUUUGGAGGAGCAUUGGAGGGGCCUAUCAGAACGCCUACAAAGACAUGCUAAAAGUUCAACAAGCCGCUGCACCAUUGCUGAACAUUAUCCACUACAUGAAUCUUCCUGUAGAUACAUUGGAGCGCUUGGAAGUCAACAGGGAAUUGCUUGCAGAUGGAUUCGUUGCACAAAGCCAGGUGCACCACUUGGAUUUGAACGUGGGACAAUUGCAAAUUCACCAUUUGUCGAUCACGAGGGGAUUGUCGCACUUAACCAGAAGAAGGUUCAAGCAAAAUAUCCGCAGGAUCUUGUCCAGAUUUAUGGAGAAGACAUCAACUUUACGUACCCUUCAAGGCCCAAAGACGGCGGCCUUUUGUUGGAGGGUGCGACCUUCACCAUCAAGCAAGGCAAGCUAG
Messenger RNA from Durusdinium trenchii, 1497 nucleotides. The record is from the annotation of a GenBank genome assembly. Lineage: Eukaryota; Dinophyceae; Suessiales; Symbiodiniaceae.